CAUUGAACUCUCAUUCAAACUUAUUCAACUAGUAUCAAACAAAAUUAAGUACAAUGGCUUUGUUUCCAAGUAACAUUGAAAAGGUGUUUUCUUUUGUGUUAAUGAUCCUCACUACUUCCUUUCUCUUGCUAGAAGGUGAACAAGUGAACUCACAAAAAACAGUUUCGUUCGACUUCCCUAAGUUCAGCGUUGGUCAAUCAGAUGUAACCCUUCAAGGGAAUGCAGCGAUUUACGCCACUGGGACCUUGGCACUGACCAACCCUACAGACCCUAAUUGGACUGCAGGUCGUGUCUUGUAUUCAACACCGGUUCCCAUUUGGGACAAAACAACUGGAAAUGUCGCUAGCUUUGUCACUUCCUUCUCUUUUGUCUUGGAGGACUACGAUAGUUUUUUACCAGCGGAUGGAAUUAUCUUCUUUCUUGCACCAACGAAUACUGUAAUUCCUAACAACGGAACCGGUGGAGAUUUGGGAGUAGUCGAUGGGAAUACCGCUUUCAAUCGAUUUGUUGGUGUUGAAUUUGACAACUAUGUCAAUGAAUGGGAUCCUGAGUCUCCACAUAUUGGAAUCGAUGUUAACUCUUUAAUUUCAUCCAAGACAGCGAUAUGGAACCCAGUGAGCGGGUCACUAGUCAAAGUAAGCAUCAUAUAUGAUUCUCUCUCGAAGACUUUGAGUGUUGCUACUACCGACAAGGAUGGUCAAAUUACUACAGUUUCUCAAGUUGUUGAUUUAAAAGAUGUGCUCCCAGAAAGUGUUAACAUUGGGCUAUCUGCUUCCACGUCACUAUAUGCCCGUCAACUUCACAACAUUCAUUCAUGGUCUUUCACUUCUUUUUUGAAUACAGCUACUAUAAGCAGCAGUUCCUCAAAAACCAUAUAUAUUGCAUGAUAUGGUUUGGCUUCUUGUAUGCAUGUGUCGUGCCGUGUAGCUUUAUUGUCAUAAAUAGAGUUUUCUAAUUAAAGUUGACAACGCUCUAUGUAGCUUGUGUUAACACUGUUUCCCUUCUUAAUAAAGACCAUGCUUGUACCAUGUUUAUUUGAA
Molecule: messenger RNA, 1040 nt
Organism: Vicia villosa (hairy vetch)
Lineage: Eukaryota; Viridiplantae; Streptophyta; Magnoliopsida; Fabales; Fabaceae
Product: putative bark agglutinin LECRPA3
Exons: 1
Coding region: 54-887 (277 amino acids)
Molecular function (GO): carbohydrate binding
Source: RefSeq, a predicted model, not a curated record